Lasiosphaeria miniovina is the source of this 909-nucleotide messenger RNA. Its product is annotated as ribosomal protein L18e/L15P. Bases 1 to 909 code for a protein of 302 amino acids. The record is from RefSeq and is a predicted model, not a curated record. Gene Ontology annotation, biological process: translation. Gene Ontology annotation, cellular component: mitochondrial large ribosomal subunit. The transcript is spliced from 2 exons. Gene Ontology annotation, molecular function: structural constituent of ribosome. Lineage: Eukaryota; Fungi; Ascomycota; Sordariomycetes; Sordariales; Lasiosphaeriaceae.
AUGCCCCCGAGAUUACCGCUUGCGCAGGCGGCGCGGUGCUGCCGGGCAUUGAUUCAAGCACCCACGAGCUCGACCUCGGUUGUCUCCCUUUUCGCCGCGCUUUCGGUGCAGACGCGAAGCGCCUCGAUCCUCGGGAGCCUCUCCGACUUGAAGGAGGCAUACCACAAGCGCAUUCGCAAGGGUCGCGGACCUUCAUCAGGCAAAGGCAAAACAUCCGGCCGCGGUCAUAAUGGACAAAAGCAGAAGGGCAAAGUGAACCCGUGGUUCCAGGGUGGCCAGACACCUUUGAUCUUUAGCCAUGGCCAGAAAGGCUUCGUGAACCAUCGCGCUCCAGAGAUGGCCGAACUUAACCUCGACCGCGUCCAAGCAUUCAUCAACGCUGGCCGACUCGACCCAACGAAAAGAAUCACCCCUAGGGAGCUCAUUCUGUCUGGCUGUGUGGGCAAGAACCUGAAGGACGGAAUCAAGCUUCUCGCGCGCGGCAAGGAUACACUUCAGACCCCCAUUGAUAUCAUGGUGUCACGGGCUUCCGCCGCCGCCAUCACUUCAAUUGAGUCUGUUGGUGGCAAGAUUGUGACAAGAUACUACACAAAGGAGUCCCUCAAGCGGCUGGUGUACGGCGACAGUAUUAGUACAGACAAGCCUCUACCAUUCGGGCCGGAACAUGUCGAUGCGGUGUUGGAAGACUCGAGAGCUACCCAGAAACAUUAUUACCGCCUGCCUGACCCGACAGGUCGCUGGGACAUCGAAUACUAUCGGGAUCCGGCGCACCGGGGUUAUUUGAGCCAUCAACUCAAGCCGGGCGAGUCGCCCAGUUUGUACUUCAAGGUGCCUGGAGAGAAGAAGACAAUCUACAAGAGCAAGGUUAAGGAUGAGGGGGCGGCAGAGUUGGAUGUGAAGCUCUUUUAG